UUUUCAUUGUUGGAGUUACAAUCAUGGUCCUAUGUACGUACACAACACUGAACUCCCAGGACCAUGUCAAACCAAAGCCAGUCAUCACAGACAAAGCAACAGUGGCAGCUAAACAGAGCAUCAAGUCAGAGGAGAAAAUCAAGAAAGAUAACCCUGUUAUUGACGUAAUCAAGAAGACUGCUGGGCAGGCCAAAGAUAAAGAUAGAAGAGUGGACCCACCAGACAAAGACAGUAAAGUAAAGUCACCACCUGAGGAUGACAUAAGACAGGAACCACCAAAUCCCCACCCACCUGACAAGGGACCAGUAGAGGUGAAUAAUAGUCAUAAAGAAAGUGUGAAAGAGACAAAACCGGUGAAACAGACAAGCACAAAACUGGUAAAAGAGAGUAGCAAGGGUAGUAAAAGACAAAAACAAAGAAGUAAAACCAAAGGAGAGGGACCAGAAACUGCCCUCAGGGAGGAAAGAAAGAAGAAGAGCACAAAGGAGGAAGAGGAACCUGUCAAGGUAAUGGAUGAGGCAGAGGCUGUGGAGGGGGGAGAUAAUGAGGAGAAGGUCAAAGAGACGGAACAGAAACAACAGGAUCUAUUGGACGAAUUAAAGAAGCAGCAGAUAGAGCACAAAAAACUGAUCCAGGAGCAGCGGGAGAUCCUCAAGGAGCUGAAGGAACACAAAAAGGACGCCCAUAAAAAGGAGGAGGGGGCAAAGCAAACACAGGCACCUUUAAAUAAUGAAGGGCAGGUUGAGAAGCAGGAUGCAGGACCAAUUCAAAAGAGAAAUGUACCAAAUGUAGAUCCUCAGCAACAUCAGAACAUUCCAGCACAGGCACCGGGAGUAGGCCAGCAACAGAUCCUACAAAAUGUGCAACAGCUGCAGGGUCAACAACAGGGUGCACAAGGUCAAAAUCAACUGAACCAGCAGGCUCAACAGGUGAAUGUACCGGGCCAAAGUCAGUUCACUCAACAGCCACAAGUCAACUUACAAGGUCAGGGUCAGUUAAAUCAACAGCCUCAGCAAGCCAACCUACAAGGUCAAGGUCAAUUCAACCAACAGCCUCAGCAAGUCAAUCUACAAGGUCAAUUCAAUCAACAGCCUCAGCAAGCAAACUUACAAGGUCAAGGUCAAUUUGUUCAUCAAGGGAAUCAAGGCAAGAUUAUUCCAGCACAGCAGUUAGAUCAAACGUUUAAACCACAACAGCAACCGAUAAACAAUGACAAUUUCAACAUUCCUAAUCAACAAUUUCAGAUAAAACAAGCACCUGUUAGGAAUGAUGGAGAAGUGAAAACUCUGGACAGAGACAAGCCAAUCGUUGCUCAGGAAUCUAGACUUUCUGACAAUAUGCAGAAUAAAAUAGGUGGUCCAAAGACAGUGGAGAAAAGUAAGAAAACAGCAGAAAAGAAGGAAGGAAAAGUCAAAACUCCUCACUCUGAUAUCUAGAAGAAAUUUAACUUAUAGGUUAAUUUUUGUUCAACUACAAAUACUUUAACUGUUUCCUGUUCAUGAUGUUAUUUAUGAGAUAUAUGUAUCAGUGUUAUAUACAUGUACAUGUUUUGGGGGAAUGUAUUGAUGAAUGUCCUAAAUGUACAGAUAUAUUUUUUAUUAAAAAAAUAAGAAGUAAGUGUAUAAUAAUCUGAGUAUUUUAUACACAAUGUAAAUAAUUAUUUAUUUUAUAUGCAAUAAUGAAAUAUUUAUUCUUGAAAAUAAGUGUCAUUAAACAUUUCUGCCUGGGAAUAUUAUUGUUUUACCAUGUAGUGUAUAGUAUGACUUAAAUUUACUUUAAUACAUGUAAUGGUAAAACCCCCAAAAUAGUAACUGUGCGAGUGUUUGGUUAUAAUGGAAAGGUUUCAAGUAAUAGAAGAAUGCAAAGAACUUUCAUUGUUUAUCUCUGAGGACAAUGUAUGUACAUGUUAUUGAAUAGUUUGAUGUACAUGUAUGCUUUACUUAAAACACUUAAAAUAUCAAAAAUAUUCUCUGCAAAUAAGUACACAUAUCUUUUUUAAAGGCUUUUUUAGCUCACCUGAGCUGAAGGCUCAAGUGAGCUUUUCUGAUCACAUUUUGUCUGUAGUCCGUCUGUCCGUCCGUCUGUCUAGCUGACUGUCUGUCUGUAAACUUUUCACAUUUUCGACUUCUUCUCAAGAACCGCUGGGCCAAUUUCAACCAAACUUGCCACAAAGCAUCCUUGGGUAAAGGGGAUUCAAGUUUGUUCAAAUGAAGGGCUACGCCCUCAUUCAAGGGGAGAUAAUUGGGAAUUAAUGAAAAUUUGGUUGCAUGUUUUAAAAAUUUUCUUCUCAAGAACCACUGUGCUAGGAAAGAUGAAACUUAUAUGGAAGCAUCCUCAGGUAGUGUAGAUUCAAGUUUGUUCAAAUCAUCACCCCCGGGGGUAGGGCGGGGCUACAAUGGCCGACCAAAGUUUAACAUAGAAAUAUACAGGAAAAUUCUUUAAAAAUCUCCUUCUCAAGAACCACUGUGCCAGGAAAGAUGAAACUUAUAUAGAAGCAUCCUCAGGUAGUGUAGAUUCAAGUUUGUUCAAAUCAUGACCCCCCGGGGGUAGGGCGGGGCCACAAUGGUCGACCAAAGUUUUACAUUGAAAUAUAUAGGAAAAUUCUUUAAAAAUCUUCUCAAGAACCACUGUGCCAGGAAAGAUGAAACUUAUAUGGAAGCAUCCUCAGGUAGUGUAGAUUCAAGUUUGUUCAAAUCAUGACCCCUGGGGGUAGGGAGGGGCCACAAUGACCGACCAAAGUUUUACAAAGAAAUAUAUAGCACAAAUCUUUUAAAAUCUUCUUCUCAAGAAUAACAAAGCCAUGAUUGAUCAUAUUUGUAUGGAAGCAUCCUCAGGUAGUGUAGAUUCAAAUUUAUUCAAAUCAUGACCCUUGGGGCUAGGGCGGGGCCACAAUGGCCGACCAAAGUUUUACAUAGAAAUAUAUAGGAAAAUUCUUUAAAAAUCUUCUUCUCAAGAAUAACAAAGCCAUAAUUGAUCAUAUUUAUAUGGAAGCAUCCUUGGGUAGUGUCGAUUCAAGUUUGUUCAAAUCAUGACCCCUGGGGGUAGGGAAGGGGCCACAAUGGCCGACCAAAGUUUUAGAAAGAAAUAUGUAGGAAAAUUCUUUAAAAAUCAUCUUCUCAAGAAUAGCAAAACCAUAACUGGUCAAAGGUUUACUUUUGGAUUUAAACUUUUCAAUAAUAAAACCAAUUUCUACUUUUUCCCUAGCCACAGUGCUCAGGUGAGCGAUGUGGCCCAUGGGCCUCUUGUUUGCUUUACAUAUUAAUGGAUGUCUGUGAAUUUGUUUUAUCUUAGAUAUAGUAUCUUUCUGACUUUCUUUCUGGUUUGUUGAAGAAACUGCAUUUUGUUACUAAACAAUAUCUUACUUUAUGAAAAUACCAAUGUAGAAAAAUAUCAGAGAGAUUUCUUAUUUUUAAAUUAUCACUGUAUGCUUAUUGCAGGAUUCUUGUUGUGGGUGCUAGUUUUUGUACUAAAGUUAUUGUCUGGUAAUGCUACACUUUGUUUUAUAAUGACUAUUUAUUAUAUUUCAGAUUAAUUUUUUAAGUGUGAAUUAGAAAGUGAAAUAAUUGUAUUCAUUAAAAUCUUGAUCUGGGUUCAAAGUUUGUCAGAAAAAAUUCUAUCCAGAUCAUAAAAAAGUACAAAGAAUAUGGCAGAGACAUAAAUAUAAAACAUAAAUGUUAUUUAUGUCUCUGAAUAUGGCUAAUUUUUUUUAAAUAUAGUCUUAAAAUUCAGAGAAAGAAUUCAUCUGUCCAUAUUUUCAAAUGAGAAAAAAAUCAUUUUGUUUUAAAAAAAAAAAACUUUUGAUGAGUUUAAUAAUUCUUUUAAAAAUAAUUAUUUUUUUCUGUAUAAAUCUGGCCUUGUGUACAAAUGUAGUUAUUAGAAAAUGUAAACCAAAGAAACUUUUUAUUGCUGGCAGAAAGAUAAUUAAUUCUCCUCAAAUUAAGUACUGUAAAUCACUAUUUAUUCGCGAGAACUUUAUUUUCGCGUAAUUACGCGAGACAGUGUGCUCGCUAAAAUUUAAUUCUCGCGAAUAAUAGCAUUCCUUAUGAUUAUAUAGAGCAAUAACCACAAUUCGUGAAAAUUUUGUCUCGCUAAUCAAGAGUCAAUGACUAUUUCGCGUAAAUAAGGUGUCGCGAAAUUUUAGUGAUACACAGUAAUCUAUUUGAAUGUUUAUUUAUGAGAUUAAUUGAGUUACUGCUUUGUGAUGUAUAGCUGUUGUUCCUUAUCUUUGUGAGUCUCUUCGCAGAUGGAGUGUAUGUAUGAUUGUUAAAAUUUAUCUAUUAUAAUUCAUUUGUUUUAUUUUCUAUUGAAAAUAAAUGGUACUAAACUUUU
Saccostrea cuccullata (small rock oyster) is the source of this 4329-nucleotide messenger RNA. Its product is annotated as bromodomain-containing protein DDB_G0280777-like. Bases 24 to 1436 code for a protein of 470 amino acids. The transcript is spliced from 4 exons. The record is from RefSeq and is a predicted model, not a curated record. NCBI's taxonomy places the organism in Eukaryota, Metazoa, Mollusca, Bivalvia, Ostreida, Ostreidae.